Musa acuminata AAA Group (dessert banana) is the source of this 4326-nucleotide messenger RNA. Its product is annotated as actin-related protein 2/3 complex subunit 2B. Bases 124 to 1239 code for a protein of 371 amino acids. Gene Ontology annotation, molecular function: structural constituent of cytoskeleton; actin filament binding. The record is from RefSeq and is a predicted model, not a curated record. Gene Ontology annotation, cellular component: actin cytoskeleton; Arp2/3 protein complex. NCBI's taxonomy places the organism in Eukaryota, Viridiplantae, Streptophyta, Magnoliopsida, Zingiberales, Musaceae. Gene Ontology annotation, biological process: actin filament polymerization; Arp2/3 complex-mediated actin nucleation. The transcript has 11 exons.
UUGCUCUCACCUGCCUCUUCAUCAGCUUGUUCUUGAAAUUAAGGCUUGCAUGCAAAGCAACAAGGACCAUUCAUCCACAUAUAUACCAUCAUAUACUCUCUUCAUGACUUUCAACCCACAGAUAUGGCAUUCUUCAACAGGGUGUCACCUGCACUGGUGGAAAUCCUGAACAAGUUGCAGAGUGGUGAAAGCUUAACAGACUUCGAUCAUAACCUAUAUGAAUAUGGCUCAGUUCGAUACAAUAUCCAGGCAUCGGCAUCAAGUCCACAAAUUGUUAACUUGUCCACAUGGAUGCCACCACUUUCUCCAGAGUUCUCUUCAGAUUGUCUACCUGACUGUGCCCUACAAGAUGUCAAAAGGGUAUAUCUUGAUUCUGCAGAAGUAGUGGAACCUUCGAAGCAAGGUUAUAUGCUUACUCUCAGAAUCGACUUUGCGGAACUUCCACAGAGAAAAGAAGAUCGGAUGAAGGCUAUCAGCGAGAUCUCCUCAUUACACGCAGUCAUACUGAGUUCACAAAUGAAGGACAUGUUGUGGAACCUUGAACCCCGGUACAUGGGCAAUGGCAUGUGCAACCCAAUCAAGAUUGUCCAUCAGCUGAAAGAGCCCUUCUUUGUCAUCAAAAUGCUGGAGAAGACAACCGUGAUAUAUCCCAUGCGCUUCAAAGAUGAUACGGAUGUAAUUUUGGCAACAUCAUUCUUUCAGGAACUUGUAGAUGUUAGCAAUUUAGAAGCACACUACAAAGCACCACGUUGCACCUGGUCACCAAUCCCUCCUCUGGAGUUGAGAGGAGAGCCAUUCCAAUAUCUGACAACAAAUGGAGGAUUUGUAUCCCUAGAAAUUUUCUCACAACACAUCAGAGGUACAAAGGCAGACAAUACUGUCUGGAAUUUACUGACUUUCGUUUCCUAUGUAAAGUAUCAUGUAAAGCAGUGCACCAGAGGCUUUAUCCAAAGAAAGAUGAGGCAGCGUCAGGAAAGCUUAACUGAGGUAAUAAGAAGUGCAAGAAUCAGAGGAGAUGAAGAUGUCAAAAAACAUCAAAUCGGUGGUCACAAAAAUGUUAAGAAAUUGAUGAAUUUCUCAAGAUCAAAGAUGUUCAAAAAGAGGUAUACAAUCAUAACUAACAAAAUCAAGAAAUUCCACUAUCGGAUCAAAAUAAAGUGGCUACUACAUCGGUUUCGACGGCAAUGGCUUAGAGUUCAAAAGAUCCCUUUGUUGAGGAAGUACAGAAAAUUAGAUUAAGCAUCAUCAGCUUCCCAAAUAAACCAUUAUAACAAAUAAGUUGUGUGAGGAGCAAAAGGAAUGGCUGUCGAUGCAUCUCAUCUUGAAAACAAAGGAUUCAGGUAUAUGCUGGCAUAAAUUGUGUUGAAGAAAAAGAAAUAGUUCCAUGCUUUAGAACUCAGGUCAAACUCUCAAACAGCACUUAUGAACAGCUGAUAUUUUCUGCUUACUGGAGUGGGGCUGUAACUUUGAUUGUGUGGCCCUUGUAUGCUAUGAUUGCUCGUGAGGUAUCAGUAUAUAAUUAUGGAGCCCAAAAUGCUUCUCCAAACACACUAUGACAAGGAUAAGACGGAAUGACAGAUUACAGGUAAAACAAAACAGCUAUGGCCUGUAAAGGCUGAUUAAUUUUAUGAAUACCAGCAUGCAUAAUCUACUUUCAGAGGCAAAUAUGAAUGAACCCAUUGCUGUGAACACUGCUCUCUCAUGAUGUUAGCCUCAAGGUGAUACCCUUUAUGAACCAAUACAUUUUGAGCUUCAGCUGAACCGUAUCUGGAUCACUGGAAACAAUAGAGACCGUUCAGUCUCGAUCUGAAGUUCACUUACAAUCAGUGUCUUAAAGAUCUUGUCUACCAUUAUUCUUUUCUGUUGUACAAUCUCCAAUAUCUUAAAGAAACUAUUCCUUGCAGUGAGGAAUUGUUCUUAACAAACAGAAUGAGUAUGAUAUGGAAGAUUUUUUACAGGUAAUCAUAGAUUAUAAAAUGCAGUAGACUUCUAACUAUUUUGAACUGUCUGACUGUCAACAUAAAGCUUUCAGAAAAGUGGCACAUGCUCAACUGUCAUUGUUAGUAUUGUGUCAAUGAUGGUUCUAAUCUAUCCUUGAAGAUCCAGUCUCAUUAUUUGGUCCAAGAAAUGUGGAUGGCGUAACUAUUUGCAGAUGGUUCAGCCAAGUGCAGUGAGGGUUGGCAAUGAUCCUUAGAUCAGCUUCUAGUUUUUCCUCGUUGUAUUAAGCACUAUAUCAACUGCCAUUAGACUCGAAGUCCUUGGGAUGCCAACGAGAAAGAAACAAAUCUUGUUGGCAGUGCAAUGCAUAUAAUGAAAUCCAAAUGGUAUUAUAUCAUUGUUGUAAUACCCUUUUGUUUUUCUUUCACUAACUCGAAAAACUAUAUUUGACACACACCUCACAAAUUAUUAUUUACUUCUUAUUUGGAUUUAUACCUUGAUAUGGAAGUCAUUCCAUCAAUCAUUUUUUGUUUCAUAGUUCUAAUACAAAUAAAUUUGUUCAAUCUAUAUUUAAAAUUAAAACUAAUAUGAAAUAGAUCUUCUCAUACUAUUUAGCAUUCUCCCUCAUCUCACCCUCCCUUUUCGUCUUUAGUUUGGGACUAACUGCAGGGGAGAAUUGUGAAGCAGGAGAAGGUGGAAGUCAUUAUCAGAAGAAGCAAGUCCUCCACAUUUUUUCUUUUAGUUUUUAAGUUUUGAAAUACUUGAUUGAUGUUUUAGUUGAUUAAUAUUCCAUAAAAUUUUAAUAUUCAUUAAUUUAAUAUUUUCAAUAUAGAAUUGUUAAUGUUAAUUUAAUUGAUUUAAAAUUUUGUAUCAUGAUAUAAAAAAUAAUAAACCAUAUCUUGUGAUGUUAAUGUUUUAAAACCAUAUUAACAAUAUUCAUAUCUUCUUGUAUUGUAUUAGAUUACAUUGUUAAUCUUAAUGAAAGAUUUUUGAAAUUUUGUAUGAUGACACAAAAGUUAGUAAAUAUCAUAUUUAAAGAUUUUUGUCUUCAAACCAUAUUAACUGAUAUUCAUAUCUUUCUGUAAUAAAUUAGAUUUUUUGACAAAAAAAAAAUAUUUAGGAUGAUUGUUGGAUUCGGUUCAAGGUUGGUUUUGGACCCAAACAAGUCAGUUGGAUCCAAAGGCAAGCUCUAGAUUGGCUUGGACCAAAUUUGACAUAGGUUGGAUCCCUCGAUUGAGGUAGACUAGAUCUGACUUGGGUCAGGUCCGACAUGACUCUGACACCAAGUCGGUGUGGCUCAAUGGCCCAACAUGGUCCAAUGGGCUAGAGUGACUUGAAUAGCUUGGAGUGGCUUGACGCUCGAUAAGGCUGAACCCAAACCAGGCCAAUUUAAGUUGGUUCGGUAGAUUCAAUGUGAUUUAAGCUGAUUUAAAUCUGAUACAGGUCAGUUUUGGAUGAUUCCAGAUGGGCUCGAGUCGAUUCAGGCUUGUUCAGCUUGAUUUGAGGUCAGCUUAACUUGAAACUAGACAACUUCAAGUUGAUUUUAUGUGAUUCUAGAUACAUUCUAGUUGUAUCAAGCCAGUUCAACUUGAGUCCAAGCCAGUUCAGCUUGAGUUUAGGCCAAUCUUAGGACUAGCGGGCUAGUUACCCCUUUAUCUCUUGGUCUAGUGAAUUUUAAGAGAUUCUAUAUGAUGUUGUUUUAUGAAUUUUAAGAUUAAUCAAUCAUUAACUUUAACCAUUAAAUGAAAUCGAUGUCGAUAUUAUGAUGUGUAUGUUUGACAUGAAUUUUACUAUAUGUAUGAAGUACAUGUGGCUGUGGAGAGUGAUUGAAAUUGGACAUUUUUAUGUGUCCUCGACAAAGGGGCUACCAACCCAUCAUAGUAUAGAAAUUCCACUGGACUGGAUCUAUCAUGCCAUAUACCAAGUAUGGUCUAUGUUGACACUUUCAAUAUAUAUUUAAAUGUCUCUUAGAAUGUGUGUAUGAAUGAAUGAAUGUGAUAAUAUGAUGAUACAGAUGAGGACAUUGUUUUUCUAUAAAGGGCAAGCAAACCAGUACUUGUAGGGUGAUUAUUGGACUGUCAGAUAUGACGACUUCAUAGUUCCUCCAUCUACUCCAUUUGUUGUUACAAGGAAUAUGUAUUGGCGGAAGAGGGAUAACACUCUGAGUUUUGUUUAUAUGCUAUUGGGAGAAUAUAAGAGAUCAUGUAUUGACGGCUGAGGGAUACCACUCUUAUAUGUUGUAUGUGGAGCCUCAGCCUCUCCAUCUAUUAUUGGAAAAGUGCACCAUCAAGUAUUCGAUCUUUCUGCAUAUAUUAUACGUUGAUGUCCCUUAACAGUUGUGUAGAUAUUGGGCUAUGUUGUUUGAGUAUUCAUGACAUAUGCAAAAUU